AUGGAAAGCCCACUGUUAAAAAGAAAAAGAGGAAAGAACUUCACUCCCCAAGAAGAGGAUGCAUUAGUGGAGUUGGUGGAUGAACAACGACAUAUUCUGGAGAAUAAAAGAUCCGAUGCUGUCACAUGGAAACAGAAGGAGGAGGCCUUGAAAAAGUUGGCGGAGUGUUUCACAGCUAGGAUUGGGACUAAUCGAGAGUGGAGGACUCUACGGGAUAAGUUCGAAAGACUGAAACGAAAGUCCAAGGCAGAAAUGGCAACCGAGAAAUCAGAGCAUUAUCGGACAGGUGGCGGUUCGGCUGCUGUAGAAAGUAGCAGCAUGGUAACGCAAAAAGUUGCUGCUAUUUUGGAGGAGUCGGCCACUGGAUUGGAAAAUACCUUUGAUGGUGAUGCAACUAGUGCCAACAGUUUUGCCAGUGCCACUUUAUCGCCAGUGUAA
This is a messenger RNA of Bactrocera dorsalis (oriental fruit fly), 438 nucleotides long. RefSeq lists its product as uncharacterized. The record is from RefSeq and is a predicted model, not a curated record. NCBI's taxonomy places the organism in Eukaryota, Metazoa, Arthropoda, Insecta, Diptera, Tephritidae. The transcript has 2 exons. The coding region runs from base 1 to 438 and encodes 145 amino acids.